CUCCCGGGGGCGGGGCGGAGGGGGUCGCUUUGAGUGGGGCGGUGGAAGGAGCCGGCUCAUUCAGCUGUCGAGCGAUCUUCGGGAUCGCGCCUCUCCUGUUGUCCUCGUGCGCAACUUCAGCGCUCUCAGCUUCCACCUCUACCGCCGCAGCUGCGGCGGAGAUCCGGAAGGGGGGUCGGCGGGGGUCCGGUCCGGAGCACGCGCACGCAGGCGGGCACGCGCACCCAGCUCUGUCUCCGUCUGUAAGGGGGCGUGAGGGAGGGAGGGGAGUGAGGGCGCGCGACCCCGGCCGUCGGCGCCCCGGCCCACGGGCCGGGCCCCGGAGCCGUAGCCAUGUCCAAGGAGGCACGGGCCGGCCAUGAGGAGAUCAUGGAGGCGCAGGUGAUGUGGGAGCCCGACGGCAAGAGGAACGCGCAGAUGGAUCGCUUCCGGGCGGCUGUGCGCUGCGGCCGCGGGCCCGUGCUGGCCAAUUAUAAUGAAUUGUAUCAGUGGUCGGUAGAGUCAUACUCAGAUUUCUGGGCAGAAUUCUGGAAAUUCAGUGGAAUUGUCUUUUCUCGUAUGUAUGAUGAGGUUGUUGAUACUUCUAAGGGAAUUGCUGAUGUGCCUGAGUGGUUCAAAGGCAGUCGUCUGAAUUAUGCUGAAAAUCUCCUGAAGCAUAAGGAAAAUGACAAAAUUGCCCUCUAUGCAGCAAGGGAAGGCAAAGAAGAAAUUGUGAAGAUGACUUUUGGAGAAUUAAGACAACGAGUGGCAUUGUAUGCUGCAGCUAUGAGGAAAAUUGGAGUCAAAGUAGGAGACAGGGUGGUUGGUUAUUUGCCAAACAGUGUUUAUGCAGUGGAAGCUAUGCUGGCAACAGCGAGCAUCGGGGCUAUUUGGAGUUCUACAUCCCCUGACUUUGGAGUGAAUGGUGUACUGGACAGGUUUUCCCAAAUUCAGCCAAAACUCAUCUUCUCUGUAGAAGCUGUUGUAUAUAAUGGCAAAGAACACAACCACAUGGAAAAGCUACACCAGGUUGUUAAAGGACUUCCAGACUUGAAAAAAGUGGUGGUGAUACCAUAUGUUGGCUCCAGAGAGAAGAUUGACAUUUCGAAGAUUCCUCAUAGUGUAUUUCUAGAUGACUUCCUUGGAGCUGAGAAAGGAGACCAGGCUCCCCAGCUGGAAUUUGAGCAGCUGCCUUUCAGCCACCCCCUCUUUAUUAUGUUCUCCUCAGGUACCACUGGAGCUCCAAAGUGCAUGGUGCAUUCUGCUGGGGGCACCCUAAUCCAGCAUCUCAAGGAACACAUUCUUCAUGGAGACACAACCAGCAAUGACAUCAUUAUGUACUAUACCACAAUUGGCUGGAUGAUGUGGAAUUGGCUGGUAUCUGUGCUUGCAACAGGAGCUUCCGUGGUCCUGUAUGAUGGUUCUCCCUUGGUUCCAACGGCUAAUGUGCUCUGGGAUUUGGUUGACAGACUAGGGAUCACAAUUCUUGGAACUGGGGCCAAGUGGCUGUCAGUACUUGAAGAGAGAAACUUGAAACCAGUGGAAACCCACAAUCUUCAGACUCUUCACACUAUCCUGUCCACAGGGUCCCCGUUAAAAGCCCAAAGCUAUGAGUAUGUUUACAAAUAUAUAAAGAAGAGUGUCCUCCUUGGAUCUAUAUCAGGUGGCACUGACAUAAUUUCCUGUUUUAUGGGUCAAAAUGUUUCAAUUCCCGUUUACAAAGGAGAAAUUCAGGCCAGGAAUCUGGGCAUGGCAGUGGAAGCAUGGAAUGAGGAAGGAAAGGCGGUGUGGGGUGAGAGCGGUGAACUGGUUUGCACCAAACCAAUACCCUGUCAACCUACAUACUUCUGGAAUGAUAAGAAUGGGAUCAAAUACAGGAAGGCUUAUUUCUCUAAGUACCCAGGUGCUUGGGCCCAUGGUGACUAUUGCAAAAUAAAUCCCAAGACUGGAGGGAUCAUCAUGCUUGGUCGGAGUGAUGGGACACUCAACCCUAAUGGAGUUCGCUUUGGCAGCUCUGAAAUUUAUAACAUUGUGGAAGCCUUUGAGGAAGUGUUGGAUAGCCUGUGUAUCCCACAGUAUAAUAAGGAUGGGGAAGAGCGAGUGAUCCUAUUUCUGAAGAUGGUUUCCGAGCACUCAUUCAGUCAGGACUUGGUGAAGAGGAUAAAGGAUGCCAUUCGCAUUGGCUUGUCAGCCAGGCAUGUCCCCAGCCUCAUCCUGGAAACCAAAGACAUCCCGUAUACAAUUAAUGGGAAGAAAGUGGAAGUUGCAGUGAAACACAUCAUUGCUGGGAAGUUGGUGGAGCAGCGUGGCUCAUUCUCCAACCCUGAAUCCUUGGACUUGUACCAGAAUAUUCCUGAACUUCAGAAUUUCUAACUGUGACUGAGUAGUGCCUUUCUCUGGCACACAUUUGUACAUAGAGCUCUCAUAUCUUCAAAAAUUAUUGAAAUACUGAAGAUUCUUUUUAAAAGGAAACUUACACAAAGUGCUUUAUACAAAUAUUGAGGGUAAAUGAUUUCCCUCUUUAGCAGUUAAAUAUAGCUUAUAUCCUGCAUCUUGACAACUUGAAGGAAAAUCCUGGUUUUUAGGAUGAAAGGUAGCUUUGAGGGUGGUGUUAUUUAUCUAUAUAUCUAGUUAAAGAGAGACUUUGUGUGUAUCACUACACAUGCAAACACACACACACACAUAAAUUGUAUAUAGGAGUGCAUGUGAAUAUGUUUAGUGAUAGGAUAAUCCUUGUUCUGAGGAGUGACUGAGAUUUUAGAUUCCUGAGGAGAGCUUUGUAAUGGAUCUGUAAAAUGACCUCUUCCUGCCUCAAGGGAAAGGUGAACCUCAGGACUUAAGAACUAUAGUUUAUGUUUUACUUGGCACCUUGAACAGUACCUCAGGAGAUGCUGAUGUCUUAGUGAGAAUUGGCAGUUACUUAGACCAAUGUAGGCAUAGCUCUAGUCCCAGAUCUCUUCAUAGCUGAUUUCUAGCCACUUUCCAGCUGAGUGAGUGCUAGACUAUGCUUUAUGUGUCUAAUAGGUAUUUUACCUCUGUACGUUAUAGCUCACUGAACCAGUUUCAUGAAAAGCCUGCAUUUUCCCAUUGACAAAUGGAUUUUAAUAUUUCAUAGGACUUUCCUAUGAACUGAUUUUUAAUUUUUAGUAGUUUAAGUUUUUUAAAAUACAAUUGUGAAGUGUUGGGUUUAUGCGUUUUGGUGUUAGACAUUUGUACCAUUGGGUGAUGUUUCCUUUUCUGGGAGUACAAUGGAGACACUGCCCUGUGUAAUGUGCUCAGCCCUGGCCAUGAGGUGUGUCCUUCUAGCACUGGAGCUGGCCCUGGGUUCUGGGAGAGAUGGAGAUGGGAGAUGCCUAAUAGCCUGGAUGAGCCUUUGUGUCUUCAGGAAAAUAUUCUUUCAGUUUCUACUGUAUUUUCUGGAUAUGUUUAUUUUCAUGUUGAAAUUUCAUUACUAGAGCUUCCUAUGUUAUACCAACCAAUUAUUUUAGUGAACUCUUUAGCCUAUUAUGAAUUUUACAAACUCUGGUAUUCAAUUUUGUAUUUUUUCCAAUGGAGUACAUUGUUCCAAGUGAAAUGAGUCUUUUAAGCCCUUUUUUCUUCCAGGUUAUGAUACAAAGGGGGGAAAAUAUUGUUAGGAAUAUGGUGCAACAAUAAAUGAAUAUAUGUUAUACAUCUA
Molecule: messenger RNA, 3655 nt
Organism: Monodelphis domestica (gray short-tailed opossum)
Lineage: Eukaryota; Metazoa; Chordata; Mammalia; Didelphimorphia; Didelphidae
Gene: AACS
Product: acetoacetyl-CoA synthetase
Biological process (GO): positive regulation of insulin secretion; lipid metabolic process
Molecular function (GO): acetoacetate-CoA ligase activity
Source: RefSeq, a predicted model, not a curated record